AAUUAAAUGUGUCUUUUAAGUUGUAACAAACAUUUUAUGUAUGUCAUAUGAACUGUAUUUAUAAAGUUAGGUUCAGUGGGGUAAAUACUGGAGUCAGGCUCUUUCUGCAGCUUUAAAAAGCUUUAGAUUGCUUUGGCAUGGGAGACAGCUAAUUUCUUUUUAGUAUAGCUCUGUUGCAUUGUCUCUCUUGUAAGCCUUCAUUCCCUUCGGCCUCCAUCCCUCUCCGCCCUCCUCCCAGCUUUACACCUGUUUCUGCACUCCUGUUGGCCUUCAUUUUUUGCUGUGAAUUAUAAUUCACAGCAAAUUACACUCUUUGAAACUCUUUUGUUUCUGCUUCCCCUGAAACCGAACGCAUUUACUUGGAAACAAACUCUUUUUUGUGUGUUUCGUUUUACAUGGCAGUUAUUAUCACGAAAAAUGGAGGCAUACAUGUCCUUCCAGCUACAAAGCUGAGUCUUAUUGUGUCCGUGCGGAGCCCAUUUACCCGGCUGUCAUCAACAGCCAGGCUAACUAGCGGCUCUCCUUGGAAGCUCCCGGGCCAUGUGGCCCCGAAAUCGGCGGCUGAAGGUCCUUGGUCGCUGGCCUUCGCGGCACCGCUGACAAACAGAGAUAAAAACUCGGCCCCCAGCGCUGGGAGAGGAGCCCUUCCCUUCCUUUCAGGGUCUCUCCGGAGACGUGAAGGGAAAAAAGCCUUUUGCUCCCUGCGGCUCGGAAUUCCCGGCUUUUCUCUCUCUUUUGCUUGUAGUCGCGCGCCUCUCUCCGGCUAUGUCUAUCCUCUCUGCCGCCGUUUCCAGCCACGAAGCACAUACGUGCCUUCUUCAUGCAGCCGAGGACGGCACGGAUGACGCUCAUCUCCCGACCGCCGACCUCUUCCAAGAGUAGGGGAAAGAAGUCCACGGCCGCCCGAGGACGCGCGCUCUCCCUCGCCCCGAUUGACGUCACUAGCUGGAAUUCCUCCUCGCGGCAAGCGCGGAGACGCGCACGCGCGCCUCCAGAGACUCAACCAAGCACAGCCACAGCGGGUGAGUCGGCUAUCGGCUGCUCCGCUAGCCAGGGGGCGUGACGGACAGGUAGCGUUCUUUUUCAAAACAAAAUAAACCGCACGCCAAACGCAUAACCGGUAUCUUCGCCUCAAGGCAGGUCAGAGAGCCCCCCCCCCCUUUCCCCUCCUCCCGGGCAUGUGCAACCUCAAGGUGUCCCUGCUGCUUGCACUCGAGGCGUGAGUGUGGUGGCUUCGCUGUUCGAAUCUCCCUGGCAGCCAAAAGCCUCCAUUUCUUGCUGCAAGGAAAAUCAGAAUGAAGGAGAUAAUGCCUAAUAACAGUACAACAAAUAUAUCUCAAGCAAGAAAAGCAGUGGAGCAGUUAAAAAUGGAAGCAUAUCUGGAUAGGAUAAAGGUAUCCAAGGCAGCUGCUGAUUUAUUGGCAUAUUGUGAUGCUCAUAUGGGAGAAGAUCCCCUUAUUAUACCGGUGCCUGCAUCUGAAAAUCCCUUCCGGGAGAAGAAGCUCUUAUGUACUAUUCUAUGAUUCACCCUGCAGUUGAAAAUGUUAUCUGUGAAAAUACAUUACUGAUGGUGCAUGCUUUUCCUCAAGUUUUCUCCCAUAUAGUAAUUCAGUCGAAAAGUCAACCUUUCUAGAACACAAUAUAUUCUAAGUUAAUACAUUUUAAGUGAAGGUUUUUAAUGUCAAUUUUUCUAUCAGUGGUAUGUGCUCAACAUUUCUAUUGUUCUUUAUUUGUGUUUUGUAAUAAAAGAAUCCUAUUUGUUGUUACUUAUGCGAUAAUUAGAUUUUGUUGGUUAAAUUUCAUGAACUGUCUUUGGCUUGUUUGCAUAGUAGACUAGCCAUAGCUUAUAUAAUAAUGGCUUAUGAAUUAACCAAAUUGCCUGACGGAACACACAGUGAAUCAUAAAUCAACCAUACAGGUUAGAUUUGCACAACACACUGAGUCACAAAUUGGCCAAUCGCCUUUUAGCCUGGGUGCUGUGUGCCAACCCAGGCUGUCUUUCAGAGGAACUGAAACUAUGAUGAGCAAUAUGCACUAUCAAUUUCUUAACUAUUUUAUUUCCAUGUAAAAAGUGGGAUUGCAGAAGAGAAUGUGCUUGAUGAAUGUUUGAAUUAUGGAUACUAAAGUUAAAUCAAAUCUUCCCAAUUAGCUGCCUUAUACCAAGUCAAACAACUGGUCAACUUAUUGGAAUUAUCUGUACCGAUGGGCAGCACUUUCAGGUUUUGAACAGGAGCCUACUUAAGCCCAACCUGAGAUGCCAAGGAUUAAAUUUAGUACUUUUAAAAUCUAAAAUGUGUUCUUUACCAUUAAGAUGUUACUCUUCUGUUUUGUAUUGCAGUAUGCUAAUUGCAGCAGACAGUAGCACUAAUAAUCAUUCUAAUAAUAGAACCAGCACAUGAAAAACUUGCAGGCCAAAUAAAGAGCACACUGAUACCAUUCCAUAGGUCAAACUGGCACAGUGUGGAGUCCAGUUCAAAUAAAGAAUUCUUUUUUAAAAUUUAACACGUUAAUUAUAGUUUCUCUGGGUACCGAUUCCCAUUUCAUACUAAAAACUAUGCAGCCUGCAGCAAAGGAUGUCAUCUUGAUAUGUUCCUUAAUAUUUCAAAUUAUAUACCUCUAGCCUUUGUAAUAUGCUAAAUACAGAUUUCUAGUACAGUUGAGUGUGUAUUAAGUAACAUAGAUUUCUAUGGUCUUUAUAUUGGCUCUUAUCUUUAAAAAAAAUCUUAAGUCUGUGCUGGUAAAAGCUUGUUUGUCUGAAAUCAGUUAUAUAGUUCAUUUGGUAUAUGUUGUAUGAUAAAAUGUACUGUUAAUCAUUUUCCUUACUUGAAUAUUUUAAUAAAAGUUACUUUUCAUUUGCGAUUGUAUUUCUAGUCACUUAUUUGUCUAUUGGAUAAUACAAACUAUUUGUGUAUCAAUUUUUCAUCUGGGGUUAAAAUUCCACUGAUGCCAUAUAUUCACUGAAUGACUCUGUGAAAUAGUUCUUUUUCAAUCUGUUUCUGAUCCCAAGUAAGUAUGCUGUAUUUUAAUACUCUAAAUAUGGGCAAUCUUCUUUGUAUAAUAAGCAUGUGGGUUUUUUUUAGUUUUAAAACAUUUUAAAAUGCAACUAAUUUGCAUAUAAAUUGAUGUUUAAAACCUCAGCCCAAAAUUGAGCAAUAGAUUGCAUUUAUUCAUUUAUUUAUUGGAUUUAUUGGAUUUGUAUGGCUGCCACCUCUGGGCUCUAACUCUAGGCAACUAACACAAUAAAACACCAAAACAAAAGAAAAAAUAAAAACAUAUCAAAAAGAAAAAAGGCAGCAAAGAUAAUUGGACAAACAAAAAAAAUCAUAAAUUCACAAGCUCCACUAUUUCUGAAAUCCUAUGCCUAAAAGAAAAGUCAGCCCAGAAGUGCAGCAAGUUUAGGGAUCUAAUCUCAGGAGAAAUUGUGUUCCAAAGGGCUAACAUUGAGAGAAAAGACAUGUUUCCUGAUCAACGAGACCCAGAGCAUGCUUAUUUUGCCAGAUGUGAUGGGGCAGGUAGAGUCAAUUAGAGGAAGGUGGUCAUUGAAAUAUUCUGACUCUAUGCCAUGACCAGCUUUAUAGGUACUAACCAGCACCCUGAAUUGCACCUUAAAGCCUGGGAACCAGUGCAUCUUAAAAGGCAUAUACAGAUAAUGUAGUACGGGCAUACUAAUAUAUGCCCAUAAUUGCUCAUGCUGCCAAUUGUAGCUUUGUUUUGAAGAAAGGGGCGUUCCAUUUAGAAUACAUUGCAUUCUAAUCCAGUUGGGAGAUGAAAGAAGCAUGAGUGACCAUGCACAGUUCCUCUUGAUCCAGGAAAGGAGACAAUUAAUGCACAUGAAAUUGUAGAAAAGUCCAUCUGGCUGCAGCCAUCAACUCCGUGAGUCUAGGAGAACCCCCAAAUUGUACAUUGGUUCUGUGUGAGGCAACACAACUCCAUCCAGAACUAUAGACAGAAGAUCUACAGUCCAGAACUCUGGAUACCCUAAAAUCCAGAACCAUUCAGUCCUGCUUGGUUGAGUUGGAGCCCACUCAGACAUAGAAGCAGAAUCUCCACAACCCAAGACAGAACUACCUAUUCUGACAGAUGACCUUAUCCAAUAGCUUCAUGCAUAUGUUAAAUAAGAGUGGGGAGAGUGUUGUUGAAUCCUGAAUAACUUCAUGAAAAAGGGGGUGUGGGCUUAAUUCCCCACCCCUCUUGUUAACAUCAAUUAGAAUUGAUUCCAGAGGAAGGAAGAGAACCAAAGCAAAGUUCUGUCCCCAAUUAAAAGAUCCAGAACAACAGCAUGUUCAAUGGCACUGAAAGCCAUGGAGAGAUCAGGGACAACCAGAAGUCAACUACCCCCUCAAUAAUUUACAGUAGGAAAAGGAAGCUUGGAGGCAAAUUGAGGAGUCAGCUGAUACCUCCUUUAGGAGAAAAAACUGGAUUAAGAUUAAAUUGGAGGGAGACAACUAAAUUUGAGUGAUGCAAAGUGAAAGCUGUUCCAAAAUUACGGGUAUGGAGUGUGUACAAACAAGCCAUAAUGCAAAGUCACUUAGAGACCAAGAUAUGGGCAAGAUCUGUUUAAU
Messenger RNA from Thamnophis elegans (Western terrestrial garter snake), 4562 nucleotides. RefSeq names its product G protein subunit gamma 4 (gene GNG4). Gene Ontology annotation, cellular component: heterotrimeric G-protein complex. Gene Ontology annotation, molecular function: G-protein beta-subunit binding. Gene Ontology annotation, biological process: G protein-coupled receptor signaling pathway. NCBI's taxonomy places the organism in Eukaryota, Metazoa, Chordata, Lepidosauria, Squamata, Natricidae. The transcript has 3 exons. Bases 1296 to 1523 code for a protein of 75 amino acids. The record is from RefSeq and is a predicted model, not a curated record.